UUAAAGUAGUGGAGAACUAUCUUCGUCCCAAACUGAGGAGAUAUUUACAGAGGGAAAAAUGGCAGAACUCAGCGAUGCCACUGAGAAGCCCAAUGGCGUUUUUGUGGAGGUGACUGGCAACGACGACGAAUCCUACACUUUCAGGGGGGCCCACCAAGAAUUACCCACUCUCUCGUCCGUUCUCCACAAUCUGAUGUCUGAGAUUCUCUUUUCCGAUCCCAAUUCACCAAGUCAUGUGUUUCACCGGAUCAAAUCCUCUUUCUGCAAGAACGUACCUCUCCUUGGCGAAGCUUCGAGAAACACGGGUCGUGACGUUCUCCUCUGGACUCGCCGUGGCAGUUCUCUCCGUGCCCUCCUUGUUAUAUCUGUGGGGACUAUCACUCUUCUUACUUUGACAGGAUUAGCAGUCUUCAUGCUUUUCUUUCUUGCAGCAACGAUCAAUGCCAUUGUAAUCUCUCUUCUCGUGUCUCUAGCUGCGGCAGGAGGGUUCUUGGCUCUUUUCUUUGCCUGUGUGACAGCCAUUUACAUUGGGGCUUUAUCGGUGGCUAUAUUUGUUAUCUCCACAGCAACAAUUUCAGCAAUCAUAGCUGUUAUGAUAGCUACAGGUUGGAUUGGAUUCUUUUGGACUGUGUGGUUGGCGUCGAAGAAGAGUGUGGGGCUUGCUGUGCACUCAGUGAGCGCGACUGGUUUAGCACUUUCAUCUUACUCUUCUGCUCGGCAUGCUCGACGACAUCAUGAUCCUAAAGUGUCAGAUUGAAGUGUAGCUGUCAAAAGAAAGUGUGGCGUGUGUGUAAAAUUAUGGUUUGCAUUAUUAGAUAUGUUCAUUCAUGUUUUAUGCAGUUGCCUGAUCUUCUUGAGAUCAUCUACGAUGGAGAUAAAGUUGCUACUAUGAUAUUGUUUAUGCUGUUGACUCAUCUUCUUGAGAUUAGCAACCAUGGAGAUAAUGUUGCUACUAUGAUAUUGUUUAAUAUCUAUAUUAACAAGUUUGUGGUUGAGUCUGGUACCGCUAAUGUGAUUUUGAUUUUGAAUCUUUCA
Cornus florida is the source of this 1035-nucleotide messenger RNA. RefSeq lists its product as uncharacterized. Lineage: Eukaryota; Viridiplantae; Streptophyta; Magnoliopsida; Cornales; Cornaceae. The record is from RefSeq and is a predicted model, not a curated record. The transcript is spliced from 3 exons. Bases 59 to 757 code for a protein of 232 amino acids.